AUGGUGUAUACUCUGUCACAGUCUUUUAAAGUAGAGUAUACUGAGUAUGAGGAGAUAGAGGAAGAAUUUGUGCUUAAUGUGGCCCAAUUACAGUUAGAGGAUGCCAAACCGGCCGAUACGGUGGUUUUCGAGAAGCCAUCGGCCAUACAAAUGAGAUUCAUAAGGCCUCUUUUCAUUCGGGCCUUAAUUGAAGGUCGGCUAGUAGGCCGAGUUAUGGUAGACGGCGGAGCGAUGGUCAAUGUCAUGCCCACUUCAUUCUUUAAGAAGUUGGGCAAGGAUGAAGAUGAGUUGAAGCCCACUGACACGAUCAUGACCGACUUCACUAGGAGCGGUCAGCAAUCUCGAGGGGCGCUUAUGACUGAUAUCACGGUAGGUUCCAAAACUUUAAGAACUGCAUUCUUUGUGGUUGAUGCAGAUAGUCAAUAUAACCUACUACUCGGACGCGAUAGGAUUCACGCAAACGAGUGCGUGCCUUCUACACUCCACGGAAAGUUAUUUUGA
This is a messenger RNA of Ananas comosus (pineapple), 501 nucleotides long. RefSeq lists its product as uncharacterized. The record is from RefSeq and is a predicted model, not a curated record. Lineage: Eukaryota; Viridiplantae; Streptophyta; Magnoliopsida; Poales; Bromeliaceae. The coding region runs from base 1 to 501 and encodes 166 amino acids. The transcript has a single exon.